AGGAAUUUUUGCAACUUUUCCCCAACAUCCAAAUUUUACAUAAUGUGAUGUGCAUACAUGAAACAUUAAAAAAGUGAACAUAAAUGUUAACAUAAAUGUUUCAGGAAGUUGAUCCUUAUGGGUGCAGCAGUGGAGCUGUGGCUCCCGCUUCAGUGUAACCUACUUACUAUAUCAGUCUUCUUCCUUUUUUUUUUUUUUUCUCAGCCCAGUUUUUCCCGAACACCGACGCAAAGGGCUUUUCUUUAGCUUCUGGAACACAGACCCGACCAUGCAGGCGCCGUCCUAAAGUCACUCACCUCCUGCAGACAUGCCCGGGUCAUUAUAUGAAACCUCCAAUCUGGAGCGAGGCGGCAACAACAGGAAGAAGAAGAUAGAGGAGUUCUCUAGGUCUUCUCGGGAGAAACUUGUGCAGUCGAAGAACAAGAUGUUUUCCAAAUUUACCUCUAUUCUCCAGCACGCUGUAGAAGCGCUUGCCCCAUCGCUGCCACUGCAGGAGGACUUUGUCUAUCACUGGAAGGCCAUCACACACUAUUACAUUGAGACUUCAGACGACAAAGCUCCCGUCACAGACACCAAUAUCCCCUCCCACCUGGAGCAGAUGCUGGACAUCCUGACCCAGGAGGAAGCAGAGCGGGAGUCGGGGGAGACGGGCCCCUGCAUGGAGUACCUCUUGCACCACAAGAUCCUGGAGACCCUCUACACUUUGGGCAAGGCAGAUUGUCCUCCAGGAAUGAAGCAACAAGUUCUGACCUUCUACACCAAGCUGCUGGCACACAUCCGUCAGCCUCUUCUGCCUCACAUCAACGUCCACAGACCUGUACAGAAACUUAUCCGACUGUGUGGGGAGGUUCUGGCAGCGCCCACAGAGAACGAGGAGAUCCAGUUCCUUUGUAUCGUCUGUGCCAAGCUGAAGCAGGACCCGUACCUCGUCAACUUCUUUCUCGAGGUGAGUUUUGUGAACUUUAAGACUAUGAAGGAGGAGACGUGUUCGUUCUCUGAGUCGCUUUUGAAACGUUUGCAGAACAAGUCAAAGAGGCCGGAGAACUACAGCUUGGCGGGGACGGACGGCGGGAAGGAGAGCGCCUUGGCUCCAGAUACGGGCCAGUCUCCAGCAGACGAACAUGCCGAGGAACCGCAAACCGCAGCUGCUGGUUCCACGUGCAGCCCAGCCAGCAACACAAAUAACUACAACCUGGUCACAUCACUGCUCAACCUCACCAAGAGUCCUGACGGCAGGAUUGUGGUGAAGGCCUGCGAGGGUUUGAUGCUGCUGGUUAGUUUACCAGAACCAGCUGCUGCCAAGUGUUUGACAGAAAACACAGAGCUCUGUAAUCUUCUGACCGACAGGCUGGUCUCCUUUUACAAAGCUCUGCCGCAGUCCAUGGACCCCUUAGACAUCGAGACAGUCGAGUCUGUGAACUGGGGUCUGGAUGUUUAUAACCUGAAGGAAGACGCUGCCAUCUUCACGGGGAAAAGAGCUCUCAUCUCAUUUCUGUCGUGGUUGGAUUACUGUGAUCAGCUGAUCAAGGAGGCUCAGAAGUCAGCAGCCAUAGUGAUGGCGAAAGCUGUAAAAGAGCGAUUCUUUAUGGCGGUGAUGGAGCCGCAGCUCAUGCAGACGUCUGAGGUGGGCAUCCUGACCUCCACCGCCCUGCUGAACAGGAUCAUACGGCAGGUGACGUCAGACGCGCUGCUGCAGGAGAUGGUGUACUUCCUGCUGGGAGAGGCUACGGAACCCGAAACUGCAGCCAAGAUGGCGCAGAAUCAGCUGCGGCACCGACUCAUCGAGCACUGCGACCACCUGUCAGACGAGAUCAGCAUCAUGACGCUGCGCCUGUUCGAACACCUGAUCCAGAAGCCCAACCAGCACAUCCUUCACAGUCUGGUGCUGCGCAGCCUGGAGGAGAGGAACUACCUGGAAAACAAACCCCAGGAGGAGCGCGAGCCUCUGGAGAACGGCCAGCCUCAUGACGCUGUAGACCUGGAGGAGGAUCCGCUCUUCGCCGAUGACCUCUCACCAGACAGCCGGCUCGCCUCCGAGUGGAUCAGCUCCUCUCCCCCUCUGAGUCCAGAGCACUCUAAGGGUGACGGGAAAACCGAAGUCCACAAGAUCGUCAACAGCUUCCUGUGUUUGGUUCCCGAUGAGGCCAAAUCCUCGUAUCACGUGGAAGGAACCGGAUACGACACCUACCUCAGAGACGCACACCGACAGUUCAGGGACUACUGUGGGAUCUGCCAGCGGUGGGACUGGAGAGGACACCCCAAACCCCUAGAGAAAUGUAACCUGGACGCCCCAUUUUUUGAGGGUCACUUCCUGAAGGUUCUCUUUGACAGAAUGGGACGGAUUCUGGAUCAGCCCUAUGACGUGAACUUGCAGGUGACGGCGGUGCUGUCCAAGCUGUCUUUGUUACCACACCCACACCUGCACGAAUACUUGCUGGACCCUUACAUAAACCUGGCCCCCGGCUGCAGGUCCCUGUUUUCGGUCAUCGUCAGGGUUGUUGGAGACCUCAUGUUGAGGAUUCACCGUAUUCCUGACUUCACACCCAAACUGCUGCUGGUGAGGAAGAGGCUGUUGGGCUUGGAGCCAGAGGGCAUCACGGUCGACCAUGUGACGCUCCUGGAGGGGGUGAUUGUCCUGGAGGAGUUCUGCAAAGAGCUGGCAGCCAUCGCUUUUGUCAAGUUCCACGCCGCUACCGCAUCUUCGCCCUGACCUCCUCUCUGUGGGGAUAACCAGGACGUUGGGCUUUGGUGGGACGGGAGGCACAUCGUUUUCUAAGUAUUACCACUUCACCGGGGCGGGUUGCUAGACUGUUAAAGCCCCCCGUGAUCCACCGUGAAGACCUGGUCUGGUUUUUCAGGAAACCGUCCUGCCCGAGGAGGACUGAGGUCAAAGUAAAGAGGCUCAUGGGAUUUCUCUUACUGCCCCCCUCCAUUCUGUAUUUAUUUUCUGUCUCUUCACCAUCAGUCUGUAAAUGUGUGGAAUUGCACCUUCAGUUACAGCAAAUCUGUGCAUUUUUAUCAGAGAACGCCAUCCGAGCCUGCACUUACCCAGAAUGCAGUUCAGUAUUUAUGAUACUGAAACUCAUUUUAAAUGCCAAGUCCUCUUAUUUAAUUCUUUGCUUCCAUGUUGCCUUGUUUUAACUGUUGUACUACAGUUUCAUUUAGUUUGAAAUGCGAUCAAAGCUCACGUUUAUCCCUCGCUGCCCAAAGAUGCCACGUGGUGGUAUCUGGAGAUGGACUUCAGCGUUACAUACGUGUUCAUGGUGGGAGAUGUUCUGCAGCGUUCCUCUACACAUGUUCUCAGUAACUUAUUUAUUUGAAAAGCAGCUUCACGCCACAUUUCCUAUCAACCCUCACAGCUCCUACUUUACAAAAAAAGUCUUAAAGACAAAUGAGUAUUCAACGCCGGAGCAUCUCCAGACCUGAACCGGUGCAGUAUUCUGGUUUCAUUGUGGUUCAAUGAAAGUGUCCCGCUGGUUCUGUGGACCCGGGUUGCUGUUUGGCUUUGAUCUUUAAUCAUAUCAUUACUGGGACUUUGAAGAUCCAGUUUCAGCUUUGUUUGUUUUUCUUCAUUGUUGCUUCUCAGGCUCCGCCCACACCUCCUCACCAUCGCUCCUCAUUAUGCAAUAGUCAGUAAUGACUCUUCGUUUGCACAUCGUCAUCAUGUUUGUCUUCAUAAACCAAAAAGAAAUUUG
Molecule: messenger RNA, 3695 nt
Organism: Oryzias melastigma (Indian medaka)
Lineage: Eukaryota; Metazoa; Chordata; Actinopteri; Beloniformes; Adrianichthyidae
Gene: fhip2a
Product: family with sequence similarity 160 member B1
Exons: 17
Coding region: 308-2710 (800 amino acids)
Source: RefSeq, a predicted model, not a curated record